Passer domesticus (house sparrow) is the source of this 2410-nucleotide messenger RNA. RefSeq names its product PH domain containing endocytic trafficking adaptor 1 (gene PHETA1). NCBI's taxonomy places the organism in Eukaryota, Metazoa, Chordata, Aves, Passeriformes, Passeridae. The transcript has 2 exons. Bases 663 to 1418 code for a protein of 251 amino acids. Gene Ontology annotation, cellular component: recycling endosome; trans-Golgi network; early endosome. Gene Ontology annotation, biological process: retrograde transport, endosome to Golgi; receptor recycling; endosome organization. The record is from RefSeq and is a predicted model, not a curated record.
AGGACUUGCAGCCUGGUCCCCUGCAGCAUCCCCCACCCACACAGGACCAGUCCACGUCCUGCCACCACCCCUCCUUGCGGGGCUUGUGUCGCCCACCUCAUCCACCAACCUCUGCCCGUUCCCUGCCAGAAUCCCAAUUUUUUCCCUCCAAAACGUGCUCAAAAAUUCCACGUUGUGCAGCCACCUUCAGGACUGAACUCCUGCGUUUCCCACACACGUGCACAUCCCUGAGUAAAUCCAUACAUUCACCCCGGCAUGUGCAUAUCCCCGCACCCUCCAGUGCGUGCCCCUCGCUCUCCCCGCUCUGCCUGGCCCUCACUCCCGGUGCCCGGAGCCGUGUCCUGCCGGGAUUUUGGGCCGAGCCAGGAGCUCCCUGCCCCGGGGCCGAGCUCCGGAGCGCUUUCCCAGCUCCUCCCUCCCGCUGGCGGCCGCGGGGAUGGGCGGUGGCGGAGGCGGGCGGGAGCAGCGCUCCGCCCGCGGGGCCGGGCGGGCCGGGGCGGUGGGAGCCGAGGACAAAGGUGACCGUGAGCGAGCCGUGCCCCAAAGCCCCCUCGCACCGUCCGACCCCGCAUCCAGCGCUCUCACGGCCACCACGGCCGCGCGCGUGUCGUUGAUGCUGGUGGCCGCCGCAGACCGGAGGUAAGAGUCCAGGGCGCGGAGCCAUGAAGCUGAACGAGAGGAGCUUGGCCUUCUACGCCACCUGCGACUCCCCGGCCGACAACUCCGGCUUCCUCUACAAGCGCGGCGAGCGGCACACGGCCUACCACCGCCGCUGGUUCGUGCUCAAGGGCAACAUGCUCUUCUACUUCGAGGAGCGCGACAGCCGGGAGCCCGUGGGCGUCAUCGUGCUGGAGGGCUGCAAUGUGGAGCUCUGCGAUUCAGCCGAGAACUUCGCCUUCGCCAUCCGCUUUGGCGGCAGCAAGUCCCGCACCUACGUGCUGGCGGCGGAGAGCCAGGCGUCCAUGGAGUCCUGGGUGAAGUCGCUGUCCCGAGCCAGCUUUGACUACAUGCGGCUGGUGGUGCGGGAGCUGGAGAAGCAGCUGCAGGAGAUGAGCCGGGGGCUGCCUGGAGGAGGUGGGGGCUCCCAGGAUGCUGCCAGCUCAUGGAAGCCGCCGGGGCUGGAGCAGUCCCGGGAGCGGCUGCCGGCUCUGCCCGCCAAGGAGAACGGCUGCGCCGUGUGGAACAACGUGCUGGGGGAGGACCGGCCACCCGAUGCCUCUGGCUGCGGUGGGCACGAUGAGGAGGGGAGCCCGCGGCCGCCGCCGCUGCCGCCGCGCAGGCGGGUGGUGAACGGAGAGGCGGCGAGGGCCAGGGCAGAGAGCCCGUCCGCCUUCUGCCGGCUGCACGAGCAGUACAGCCGGGAGGUGGCCCGGCUGCGGCAGGACUGGCAGCAGAAGCGGCGUGGCCCUCAGCCCUGAGCGGUGGUUGAGCGCUGGGAACCUGCCAGGAGCUGGAGCAGGUGGCCAUCCUCGGUGCUGGCCCUGUCCCCUCCUCACCCCGGGGUGUGCAGACCUGGCUGUGGUGGUGAUGGACACCUGCUGGUGGUGCCAGUGAGGGCUGGGCAUCAAGGGACACCCGUGCUGCUCUGUGGUGGUGAAAUGGGCACCGCAGGGGUGCCCUCCAGCCAUGCCCCCAUGUGGGUUUGGGGUGCUCCACUCAGCACAAGCGAACUACAAACCACUCAUGGACUGAGGCCUCCUGGAAAUCGACUGCUGCUCUGGCUCUGCUGGGGCCUCUUGGUGCUCUUGCAGUGGGAUCAUGCCUUGACAACUUCUGGAGGAGGAUUGUGGUGGGAUCUCACCCGUGUGGGUUCCACAAUGGAGAGCCUGCUACCAACUUCCCCUCCUGGCCCAGCACAAGGCUGAGGUCGGCUGAGCUCUGCCAGAUCCCUCUGCUCCAGCAGGAUGUGGUUUGAAAUGAAAAUAUCAGUGAGUGCAGCCCUUCCUUAAUGGCAGCAGCAGCUCCGCACGCUCAGGGGAGCUGGUGACACCCAGCCCCGGGCAUUCACAGGGAGCAAUUGCUGCUUGCAGCCAAAUAUGGGGGGGGUCAGACCCUGGGGGAAUUCAGCAGCUUCAGGCACUGCUUUGCUGUGGAUAUUUUGGGACAGCACAUCAUCCCCGUGCCAGCUCAAUAAGGGGAAGCAUCGCUCGUGGUGGCGAAUGGGAACGUGUGUGUCAGCAGCAGAGCGUGAGGAGUGAUUCAUGUGCCAAACCAGAGCAAAGCUGGUGUCUCAUGCCUGUGUUUCUAUCUUAUUUCCACAUCAGAAACUCAAGCUGCUGGCCCAGAGGUGGGGUGAACCACCCUGGAGCAAGGGGGAGCAGUCAGGGUGCCCUGGCUUAGGGCUGGGUGGCUUCAGCUCCCUUUGCUCCCUUGGGACAGAUUUUUCUACAAUAAAAGUUGUUCCCUCCCA